Poecilia reticulata (guppy) is the source of this 2698-nucleotide messenger RNA. Its product is annotated as E3 SUMO-protein ligase CBX4. Lineage: Eukaryota; Metazoa; Chordata; Actinopteri; Cyprinodontiformes; Poeciliidae. Gene Ontology annotation, molecular function: SUMO binding; SUMO ligase activity. Gene Ontology annotation, biological process: negative regulation of transcription by RNA polymerase II; protein sumoylation. The record is from RefSeq and is a predicted model, not a curated record. Gene Ontology annotation, cellular component: PRC1 complex.
AAAAAUAAGUGCUGUCGUCUUGAGCUCAUGUUUAUUUUGCAUGCAGCGUUGCAGUUGAAUGCUCGGAGUUGCGUGAAAGGACGUGGAACCAAACUAAGAGGCGGAGCACUGACCCUCUGCUGACCCUGCACGGUGUGAAACAUGUCACACAGGAGCGGCCGUGACUUGGUGCGUGUUCUGAGUGUUUUCCCUCGGUGUAGCCCUUGAAUAUUCUGGGACUGGGCUUGUGACUCCAUUCAACCACCGGUAUGUGUUCAUCCAGACACAGACUGCUGGAGCUGGAGCCCCCGAAAGCAGCACAGCGAUCAAACCCCACCCCCAGUCACCGCCCCCGUGGUGAAACGUCACAUCCACGGCUAUUUGCAUGAAGUGUUUUCGUGCUGCAGCUCCAACUCGCCUGCACAGCGAGAGUCUCCGAGGGCUCAAAGCGAGGGAAGAGUCGCAGCGAAAGCAGGAGGAGGCGGAGGAGGAGGGGGAUCCUUCACAUCAGAGAAGAAGCAGGAGGGGGGAAAAAAGGAAAUAAUAAAGCGAGCCCUGACAGAAUAGAUCAGGUGUCCGCGGUAAGAGAAACCGGAGAGUCGCCUCUCUUGCGCUGGAAAAUGGAGCUACCCGCCGCUGGGGAGCACGUAUUUGCGGUGGAGAGCAUCGAGAAGAAGCGCAGCAGAAAGGGGAGGGUCGAGUAUCUGGUCAAGUGGAGAGGAUGGUCUCCAAGAUACAACACAUGGGAACCAGAGGAAAACAUCCUGGAUCCAAGGCUGCUUGAUGCUUUCCAAGACAGGGAACGUCAGGAGCAGCUGAUGGGAUACCGCAAGAGAGGACCCAAGCCGAAGCACCUUCUGGUUCAGGUGCCAUCGUUUGCCAGGAGGUCCAACAUCCUGGCGGACCUUCAGGAGGCUUCCUUGGAAGGCAACAGCUGUCAGAAAUCCAGCUCUAUCCAGAUGAUAUGCCCCCAGGCCCAGCAGUUCCAGUUGAACAGCAAGAAACUUCACCAGUACCAGCCCCUGAUCAGGGAGUGUGAUGCCGAGCAGCAGUCCAACGGCAAGAAAUUCUUCUAUGAGCUCAACAGCAAGAAGCAUCACCACUACCAACCGGACCUGAAGCAACACGAGGCUGUUUUUGCUAAGCCAAGGGACGUCAAGGCUCCUGAGCUGUCGAACAAAGGAUACAACCUCCCAGCGGUGCUGCAGCAAAAGUGGGUCCGGGACAAAGACUCGGGCUGUCUGACUAAAGUAAAAGACAUCACUAUGGAGCUAAAGAAAAUUCCAGCCGACCUUAAAGAACAGAAGGAGCCGGAGAGAGUGAAACCGAAAGAGGAUGCAUCAACGCACUCCAAUGGCGUCAGCAGCAGCAAGCUAAAGAUUGUUAAGAACAAGAACAAAAACGGCCGGAUUGUCAUUGUCAUGAGCAAGUACAUGGAAAACGGCAUGCAGACCGCUAAAAUCAAAAGCAGUGAUUCUGAAGGCGCUGAAAGGCCUCUGCAAGGAGCAGAAAGCAGCGUGGAGAGGCACCUGGCAAAGAUGAAGCUUGUCAAAAAGCUCGGCCUCAUAAACGGUUUCUCGAAGCAACCCAAAGACAACCCAACUGUUCCUGGUUCUGGGAUAAAAGCAGAUUGUUGCAAAGAGAAAGAACUGUCCCCUCAAACAGAGCGGACUGCAAUGGAACGGGACAAAGGUGCAGAGGGGCAGCUUCCACAGGAUAAGCCAUUACAGCUGACAAAUAAGCCUGACGAACUGCCCCUGCCCUCGGAGAGGGAGGUUCCAGACAAAACGGGAAUCCAGAACGGCCAUCACGGACUAAAGCGACACCUUUCCGACACAGACGCUGCAGAACAAGGAUUGGGUAAGAGGUUUUUAAGUUGCAGGAGCAUCAGCGCUCCCAACACAGAUUCCUCGCCCUCCCAGAGCCUCGCUGUUGACAGAAACGAACAGCAGAGUCCUGCUUUGCUGCACGACUAUGGCUACGCAGACCAAGAGGAACCCAUGGACCUCAGCAUAGUCAAAUCGAGGUCCACGUCUUCAGUGUGUGUGGAGACUGAGCCGGAGACGCGAGCUGAGGAGCCGGCACAUCCACCAGAUGACAGUCGAACAGAGACAGACACACAAACAGAGAGCCAGACUGAAACACACGAUCCGUCGGAGGAGGAGAGCGCUGACAUUGUGCCUGACUCCAACCACCAAGCAAGGAAAGACGAGGCGUUUCCUUCUUUCCAGGCUUGCCUUGGGAAUAUAGUUAUCACGGACAUUACUGCCAACUGCCUCACCGUUACCUUUAAGGAAUACGUAACGGCAUAACACAGCCGGACCCCACCUGAAGGACUGACAUAUGAUAUAUUUGUAUUUUCUGAUUCCUGAAUGUACAAAUGAAGCGUUGAUGUUGUUUUCAUUUUGUAAAACUCAAGAUUUAAACACAAGGGUAAAAAAAAAAAAAAGACUCUUAGUUCUCUUCUUACAUAUUUUCGAAGUAUAAACCCAACCUGUUGGUAUUUCAAAUUUCAAACCUAAUCCAAGCUGCAAAAUUUUAUGAAAUUAUUCAUGAAACUCUAGCCUAACAUGCACUUACUUUUGUAGACAGUCCUCAUUUUUCUAUGGAUGUGAUAUGAUUUGUACACUCAACCUGUCUACUUUCGGAUUACAGAUAAAUGUAGGCUUUAAAGGGAGUUUUUGUAAGAAAGAAAAUUAUAUUAAAUCAAGGUACAUUA